AUGUCCAUUUGCCUGCCAGGGUCCCCGAACUCUCACUUUCUUUUUAGUCCGUUGCAGCGAUCACCAGCGUACCCCACCACGUCAGACACGGCCGUAGACACUAGCUCCGAGAUCACCACCAAGGACUUGAAGAAGAAGGAAGUUGUGGAGGAGGCAGAGAACGGAAGAGAUGCCCCGGCUGACAGGAACGCUAAUGAGGAAAACGGGGAACAGGAGGCUGAGAACGAGGUAGACGAAGAAGAGGAAGAAGGCGGGGAGGAGAAGGAAGAGGAGGAUGGAGAUGAAGACAAGGAGGCUGAGGCAGCUCCGGGCAAGCGGGCAGCUGAGGAUGACGAGGACGACGAUGUGGAUACAAAGAAGCAGAAGACCGGAGAGGAUGAGUAGACAGCAAAAAAAAAGGAAAAGUUAAACUUAAGAAAAGGCCGCCGUGACCUAUUCACCCUCCACUUCCUGUCUCAGAAUCUAAACGUGGUCACCUUCGAGUA
Molecule: messenger RNA, 485 nt
Organism: Tupaia belangeri chinensis (Chinese tree shrew)
Lineage: Eukaryota; Metazoa; Chordata; Mammalia; Scandentia; Tupaiidae
Product: prothymosin alpha-like
Exons: 2
Coding region: 1-384 (127 amino acids)
Biological process (GO): negative regulation of apoptotic process; positive regulation of transcription by RNA polymerase II
Cellular component (GO): nucleus
Molecular function (GO): histone binding
Source: RefSeq, a predicted model, not a curated record